Messenger RNA from Spodoptera littoralis (African cotton leafworm), 567 nucleotides. NCBI's taxonomy places the organism in Eukaryota, Metazoa, Arthropoda, Insecta, Lepidoptera, Noctuidae. The record is from the annotation of a GenBank genome assembly.
AUGGCCAACAACAGAGCUGCCAAGUCUGGAUUUGCUGCCGAAGCACAGAGAAAGAUCAACAGCAAAUACAGCGAAGAGCUAGCCCAGGAGUGUCUAGAAUGGAUCCAGGCCAUUAUCGGCGAGCCCACCAACACCUCCGGUGACAUGGACAACUUCUAUGAAGUACUUAAGGACGGCACUAUUUUGUGCAAGCUCGUGAACGACAUUCAACCUAACAUUGUGAAGAAGGUGAAUGUUUCGAAGAUGGCCUUCAAGUGCAUGGAGAACAUCAACGCUUUCCUAGAAGCCGCCAAGACGUUGGGCGUGCCGGCGCAGGAAACAUUCCAGACUGUCGACCUGUGGGAGAGGCAGAACCUCAACUCUGUCGUCAUCUGCCUGCAAUCCCUUGGCAGAAAGGCCGGUAACUUCGGAAAGCCGUCAAUAGGACCAAAGGAAUCUGAGAAGAACGUGCGAAACUUCUCCGAAGAGCAACUUAGGGCUGGUCAAGGUGUGAUCUCUCUGCAGUACGGCUCCAACAAGGGUGCCACCCAGAGCGGCAUCAACUUUGGCAACACGAGGCAUAUGUAA